GAGCCCAGCAACUUGCCUUGGUGAUCCACGGCAUUCAGGAGAAAGGCUACCUGGAAUUUAUAGCGCAAAAGACACAGAGGCAAUGCGGAAAUAGGUGGACACUUCAUGUCACCGAGUUUGCAUCCCACUCCCAGGCUGAGGAUCUGAGAGUUCGCGGGGACUGCAAUUAAGUGACAAGAAUUGUUUUUUAUUUUUUCCUUCCUUUUUUUUCCAUUAGCGCUUAAAACAACCAGCUUUAACUACACUUCACGGAGGAUUUGAAGCAUUCCUUUUUGCGUCUGACAGCGGGCUGAGAAGAAAACAAUUUAUACCUGAGGAUCAAAGCAUCAGUUUUGUUUUUCUUGUGAGCAUCAACAUGGACGUGUUGGCGAAUUACAGUAUUUUUCAGGAACUUCAGCUGGUGCACGACACGGGCUACUUCUCAGCGAUGCCGUCGCUGGAGGAGAACUGGCAGCAGACAUGUCUGGAAUUGGAGAGGUACCUGCAGACAGAGCCCAAAAGGCUUUCAGAACUCUUUGAUGAGGAGCUCGACUGCCUUCUUACGCCAGCAUUCAUGAAGGGAGACAGCGACGAGGACUUGAUGGACCCUUUGCUGCCCAGUUUAUCCGACGAGCCUAGCCCCCCACCUCUGCUUGUGUCCCUUCCCAAAACCCUCCACACCCCAGCCAACACUAAGAGUACUGAUGCAGGGCUCAAAGAAGCCAGUGGAGGGGUUAAUCCAGCCCAGUUAAAUGCAGUCACGUCCCUCACGCCACCUUCUUCCCCAGAGUUGGGUCGCCAUCUUGUUAAGCCCACACAGACUCUUACCGCCACAGCUGAUGGCACACUCACACUAAAACUGGUGGCCAAGAAAGUCGGCCUUGGAGCGGCAAAGCUGGUUGCAACGCAUUCGAUACCUUCACCACCAAAUCGUGGCACACAGAGUGAUGGCGAAGGAGGACUUGGUACAGUAGGUGGAGGGGACAUCCCAGAGAACAAAAAGAGGGUCCAUCGCUGCCAGUUUAAUGGCUGUCGGAAGGUUUACACAAAAAGCUCCCACCUGAAGGCACACCAGAGGACACAUACAGGUGAGAAGCCUUACAAAUGCUCCUGGGAAGGCUGUGAAUGGCGUUUCGCACGAAGCGACGAACUGACGAGGCACUACCGCAAACACACUGGUGCCAAACCUUUCAAGUGCAACCACUGCGACAGAUGUUUUUCCAGGUCUGAUCACUUGGCUUUGCACAUGAAGCGACAUAUCUAAGGCAGAGGAAGACGGGAGAAAGAGAGAGAGAGAGAGAGAGUGAGAGAAAACGAAGAGGAGAACAGGUGUGCACCAUCCAGACGGGAACAUUCACAACAGACUUUGGGUGCACAAGAGGGGUCUGGCUGCAAACGUCACCAGGAGGAACAUGCAAGGCAGCGUGGGCAAGCGUUGUUGGAUUCUACACACUCUCAAGACAGUCCAAAAGCCUUUUCAUCAGCGAUUAGCCAUGCCUUACCGAGCACUAGCUUGGAGGUCAGACACUGCCAAACACCAGGUUUUUCUUUUCUCCCCUCAUUCUUUUUUUUGUACAGUACAACACCACUAGCAUGGAACAGGAAACUGAGCGCUUCAUGUACAAAAUGAAAACGCACAUUUCAUUCAUCACAUAGCCUAAUGGUUCUACUGGAGAAUCAUGUUCAUUGUACAUUCUGGAGUUUCAAUUUCUUUUUCCAAGGACAGAUCACAAUAACCAACCUGCAGCUAUGUUGUAUACAGCAAACAACCAAACACGGAAAGCAACAUUGCCAAUACGUUCUGAGGAGUGACCAAUGGAAUAAGUGGCCAAAUGCAACGCCUGGCCCCGGAAGCAGGCUCUGCCUGGGGAAAAGUGAUAAAGAAAAAAUACGGCAACACUCAGGAUGUGUGCUGAUUUCUCGUACUCUUCGCUCAGGAGCGAACUCUUCUCUGCUCUUCACACCCGUCACCUCACGGGUGACUGAAAUGAUGCGCAGCGACACUUUCUUGCCUUUGUUUUUUGUUUAAAGACAGUGUUAAAAAAGAUGGUUUGUUUUCCUUCUGAGCUAAAAAUGUCUUAAACUUCUGAAAGGUGAAAAUUUGCUUUGCAAACAAGCGAAAAUGUGCACAUACGGGCAACGAGAGGGAACUUUGAGGCCUUCUCUGUAUGCACAAGGUUCAGUGGCUGCUAUCUGGCACUGAAACAAAACAUUCAAAGCGUAAGACGGGAACAGAAACCCCCCCCAAAAAAGAUUGGGAUUGCUGGCUUGGUAUAAAAGGACAGAAGUCUUCUGUUUUUCAUUUUGCUUUGCACCGACUUGAUCUGGGUAAAGUUAACCAAUUGUCACGGACCUUGUGUGAUGCUCUUGACACUGGAAAGAGUUCUUUUGCUUUGUGUUGAUAUUGGCACCUGUGUAAGAACGUAGUCGUCCAGUGCACUGUAGGAGGCCAACAGAGGAGACGUAAUGGGGGAGGGACAGUUGGCAGGACGUUGACUCUCAGAUUGGAGCACCUGCUGGGAUCAGGAUCCAAAAGACCUUGGUGGCAUCAGCCCAGACAAACUUUGCCUGUUUCGUAUCCAUUGUCUGCACUGAUUUUUUCAAUGUUCUCUGUGCUUUUUUUCAUACUGUCAAAAAAAAAAAA
This is a messenger RNA of Danio rerio (zebrafish), 2623 nucleotides long. It is a transcript of the gene klf7b, whose product is annotated as Kruppel like factor 7b. Gene Ontology annotation, molecular function: DNA binding; DNA-binding transcription factor activity. Gene Ontology annotation, biological process: positive regulation of DNA-templated transcription. The record is from RefSeq and is marked provisional. Gene Ontology annotation, cellular component: nucleus. NCBI's taxonomy places the organism in Eukaryota, Metazoa, Chordata, Actinopteri, Cypriniformes, Danionidae.